AUGUCACGUGACUGAUACACGCCAAGGGAGGGGGCACAAACAUGGCUGACGACUUAGGGGAAGUAAACACAGCUGCGGACUUUGACGAAACACAACCGGAGCAAGACGACUCGGAACUUUUAAACAGUGAAACUCACGAGUAUGACCGCGACAACAAUGGCAUUGAGUAUGCUGACAAGCCGCUGGUCGAGAGCGGCUGGUCGGCUCCUCUUCUGUCUCUGGCUCGAAAGGCCACGGAGACGAUCAGUAGCGGAGUGAGCUACGCCUCUGCCCGGAGGAACUCCGCUCAUGGGUCCGCUACGAGCCCCACGGCGGAAAAAGAGCCCGAAAGCGGGUUAAACAGCACAGGAAAGAAGCUUCCAGUGGUGCUCCCCAAAGACCACAUGGCAAUAGAAAGAUCCAAUCUUCUCAGCAUGCUGAAGCUCAGCAUCAAGGUUUUGAUCCAGUCCUCGCUGAAUCUGGCCCGGACUCUGGAUUCCGAGUACCCACCCUUGCAACAGUUUUUCCUAGUCCUGGAACAUUGCCUCAAACAUGGACUGAAAGCCAAGAAAUCCUUCAUUGGUCAGAACAAGUCCAUUUGGGCACCUUUGGAGCUGACGGAGAAGCUGUGUCCAGAAUCUGCCAACAUAGCCACAAGCGCUAGAGACCUGCCUGGCAUCAAGACUGGUUUGGGGAGAGGGCGAGCGUGGCUACAUUUAGCACUCAUGCAAAAGACGAUGGCUGACUAUAUGAAAGCCUUGCUAGAUCGCAAGGAUCUCCUGAGUGAGUUUUAUGACUCCGGAGCUCUGAUGAUAGAGGAGGAAGGAGCAGUGAUGGGAGGUCUGCUUGUUGGCCUCAAUGUGAUCGAUGCAAAUCUGUGUAUAAAAGGCGAAGACUUGGAUUCUCAGGUGGGAGUCAUUGACUUUUCCCUCUACCUAAAAGAUUCUACCAACAUUGAGACUCCAAAAGAUGGUGCCAAGAUGACUGCCAUCUUGGACCAGAAACAUUACAUCGAGGAGUUAAAUCGUCACCUCAGCGGUACCGUCACUGACCUGCAGGCGAAGAUGGACGCGCUGGAGAAGACCAACAGUAAACUUGUAGAGGAGCUAACCGCAGCGACUGACAGAAUCAACUCUCUACGAGAAGAACAGGAACAGCUGAGAAUGGACAACAAGUCGAUCUUGCUGUGCAGCCAGAAAAAGGAAGAGGCUGCUCUUCAAGACAGCCAGGCUGAGCUGGACACUUACAGGCAGACUCGGCAAGGCCUGGAUGAGAUGUAUAAUGUUGUGUGGAAGCAGUACAAAGAAGAAAAGCGCAUUCACCAGGAGUUGGAGCGUGAGCUGGAGCUGCAGUUGGGGCUAAAGCAGGAAAUGGAGGUGGCCAUGAAGCUGCUGGAGAAGGACUCACAUGAGAAGCAGGACACACUGGUGGCCUUGCGACUCCAACUGGACCAAGUCAAGACUCUCAACCUUCAAAUGUUCCACAAAGCUCAGGACUUUGAACGAGAGGCGGCAAAAAAACAGGCUGAAACGGAACAUCUGGAGCAGAAGAUGAUUGACAUGGAGAAAGCCAUGACGGAACUAGAGCUGAGGCUACAGAACUCUGAGCAAGAUCGUAAAAAAAGCGAUCAGUCAGAUAAAGACUUGAAGGAAGUGCUGGGGGAAAAAGUCAACGCUCUUCAGAGACAGCUGAGCGACCUGGACACAUUAAGGCUGGGCUUGGAGAAGGAGCUUUUGGUUGAGAGGGAACAAAGACAAAACCUACAGAAAGCUCUUCAGAGGGAGCAGGACAACAGCGUCGAGCUUCGCACACAACUGCAACAACUACAAGGCCUGCACUCGGAGCUGCAGGACCUAAAAGAGGAGAAACAGCAGCUGCAGCAGAUAUGUGAGCAGCAGGAACAGGCUUUGCAGGAGAUGGGACAGCAUCUCAGCCAGUCUAAACUCAAGAUGGAGGACUUUAAGGAGGUUAACAAAGCCCUGAAGGGUCAAGCCUGGUUAAAAGAUGACGAGGCCACACAAUGCAAGCAAUGCCAGAAGGAAUUCUCCAUUUCACGAAGAAAGCACCAUUGCAGGAACUGUGGGGAUAUUUACUGCAACACCUGUUCCAGUAACGAGCUGGCUUUACCCUCAUAUCCUCGGCCAGUGCGGGUCUGCGACAUGUGUCACGCUCUCUUGCUGCAGAGGAGUUCAUCCACUGCUUCCUGACAGACCUGCUGCCAUUUGGAUCUCUCAUUGCACAGUCUGGAUCAUGUUUGUACAACAAUGACAGCCAGGUAUGGACAUUUCAACUGUUACCUGAAUUUAAUAUGUAAACAAAUAAACAUAUUAAUUCUAGGAAUUUUAAGUUUUAAAACUCAAGAUUACAUUCAAUCCUUACUCUUUUGGUGAGUUUGAUCCAGAAUCAAUUCAACCACAUUAUUGCAAUAUAAUCAAUAUAUAAAUUGUAAAAAAAAAUUUUCAAAACAGGCCAAAACAAACCCUACAUAAUCAACUAGAUCAGGGGUCUCAGACACACGGCCCAGGAGACGUUAUUUUUCGGCCCCCACCUUAAUAUGAAGGUUUAAUGUUAGUGUGGCCCCCAAAGUUUUAUAUGAAUGGCGCUUGACAGCGUUGGGUUAUUUGGAUCCAAAAUGGCUCUUUCAACAUUCUGGGUUGCCUACCCCAGCGUUAGUGGAAAAGCGGCAAAUGAGUGAAAGCAACAGACGUUGCCACGGAGACGAGGGUUUUCUUACGUGCCUGGCUGCAGUCACACCGCGGCACCAGUCUGUCAGUAAUAACAGUCCCCGAUAACCUGGACCAAUUCAAACCGUUAUUUGUUUUGUUUAUUGUUGAAUUUGCAUUGCCUCACACGAUGAACACUACAUAUAUUUCUAUAUGACGCCAGAUAACAUUCCGCGAGCAAUCACUUUUUUGCGCUCGCUAUCCUGGUACUUUCCCGGCUAUUAUCCAUCGACCGCCGUGUUGCUGUAGGGAAGAAAAGUGGAACGACACACAUUGCACAAGGGAUACAAUCUGAAACGUAAUUAUACAACUAGACAUGGUGAGUAUGCAACCUUUUUUUUUUUAUAUAUAUAUUUUUUCUUUCGGCCCAGCCUCACCCAGACUCUGCAUCCAGUGGCCCCCGGGUAAAUUGAGUUUGAGACCCCUGAUCUAGAUGGUUUAAAAACUUUUUUUUUUUUUAAAUAAACUCAUUUUGAAUCGAUUCAGAAUCAUGGUUCGGAUGUGAUUUUUCUGGCACUCUUAAAAUACAUUUAUUCAGUACAGUAGUACUGUUUUAGAGAAUUCCUUUGUUGACAGCAAGUGGGAAAUGGAUUGUGAUUGUCAAAGAGAAUGAAUCGACGUUUCAAUGUCAUCUUUUCUAAUAUUCUGAUGUAAAUGUGCACCAAGAUUGUAUUGUGUACUUUUAUUUUGAUAUUCAUUGUAGUGUAUUAACACUACUUUAGCUGACUGCUUACAGAUAGCGGUCAUCUGUGUAAAUGAUUGUAGAAUGACACAAAUGUAACUUUUUUUUAAGACCGUAUUAAAACAUGGUGGUUUGCAUAUAUCCUCAAGAGCUGUUUUCUAUAAUCAUCUGGGACUUCAAUUUUUUUAACACACUAUUUAAUGACUGAAUAAAAUGUUCAAUGUUUCCAAGACAUGUUCCAACUAGUUUAUUCACUUUGCUCACAGAAAAUACAAAUGGCAUUAGAAGCAGAAAAUUUUGUUUUUGAGAGUCUUCAUCCAAAAAAAAAGCCCAGUCUGCAGUCAAAAUGUGCUGCUCGUCAGGACUGAAAUCAGAUGAACAUUUAACUAAAUCAAAAGGAUUAGAUGUUUAAAAGUGUCUAAAACAUCCUUACAUAAAAAAAGAAAUGUGACGCAACACUAGCAAGACAAGAGUGGGUGUGUGGAGAACAAUCCCAGUUUUAAAAUGGAAUACACGUGGGUUCUGUGAAUAGACAUUUCAGACGAAGUGAAACGGAACACCUCUUCAACACGCUUGUGAUCUCUCUUAGGAUCAUGCACUUAAAAAAAAUUACAAACCACCCCUCGCAAUGUUCAAAAGCUCCCCAUGACCUUCCCCCAUGUUUAUUGCUGAAACAUUUCCAUCCCAGCAGCAAAAUUCUGAGUUAAAACAAAUGGUCACAAAAAAAAGGUACUAUGACAAAGGAAAAACUACAUUCCCCAGCCCCCGCCGAGUCCAUUCAUAGAGCUUCUGCUACCACCACCUCCUCCACUGCCAUAGUAACUGCUUCCCAUUCCGCCCUGGUUACCUAACAAGAGUGACAAAAUACAUACUAUAGGACCACAGAGCUUUAUCACAUCCAACAACAUUGAGUUUUAUUGCAAAUGCAUCAUAGUAACAGAGGGAACUCACUGUAGUCACUGUAGCCGCCCAUGUUUCCUUGGCUACCGUAUCCACUAGAGUAGCCAGAGCUCAGCUGACUGCUGCUGUAAGACGACUGGCUCCCUAUGGGGAAAACGCAGCAAAAUGUAUCAAUCAUAUUUAAACCAUUCCAUUUUUUAUAUCAGCUAUACUCACCCCCCAUCAUCUGGCUGCUGUAUCCGCCAUUACUGCCACCUGCUGUUGAGUUUAGGAAAAGCUCCACAUAGCGGUGCUCUAAAGGGUCAGAAGGACAAGCAUGAAAGGAUGGUUCACGCACAUAAUUUUGUAAAAGCGUACACUUACGCAUGUUGGCUUUGUCUUUGGACAUGGCUGCCACUGCAUCCUCAUGUGUUGCAAACUCCACAUCUGCCUCCCCGGUCACCCUCCCAUCAGGGCCAACCUCAAUAUGGACCCGCACCGGAUUUAAUGGGGAGAAGAACUGCCAAAAGCAAAAUCCACACAUAUUUCUUCAUCUGGACAUAAACUUCAGCAGAGAUGUAUUUAGUCUUACAAUGUAGAUGUCAGACUCUGUGGCUCUGUAAGGCAGCCCUCUCAUAUGGACACAGUGGCCCGUUGUGCUCUGGAAGGACGAACCGCCGUCGUUGUACCGGGAGUCCGAUACACCUGAAUGUUCAACGUCUCUCGUGAGAAUUUUUUUCUAAUCUUGUUACCACUGGUGUGCCUUGUUGGCAUAAAAUGGAAAAAAAUGCUGUAACAAGUUAUUACCAAAGCUGAUUUCAGAUCUUCGUCCGCUCGACACACCACCUCCAUAUCCUCCACGCCGCAUUCGGUCAUAAGACCCGCCCCGGCUCAGCAUGCUGUAGCCGCGCCCGCUAGAGGGCCGGUCAUAAGGGCCAGGUCUUUGCAUGCUCAUGGGCUUUCGCUGGGGCUCAUAAUGGGUACGCACCUCAGCGCGGCUACUCUUGAAGAUCUCAAUGUACCUAUAGUAUGUGCAUAGAAAUGGCAUUGUGAGGCCUGGUUUAAGCUCACAUUAUUGACUAUGACUGUAGGCUAUACACAAUCUGUCAUGGUGUAGUCCGUCAAAGUUACGCUAUGUUAAUAGAUAGGACAUCAAUAAUAGGUGUAACUGUAAAAAGGACGUUCUCCAAAUGGAUAAGGGCCUUGCACUUUUCUUAUGGUUACCUGGAUUGAUUUAGAGAUGUGAUUGAAAACAGGAGGCCCAGUGUUGCUGCCAUGAAAACCAUUGUCCUGGUAUUAGAGAGGCAGAGUGCUUCACAAGCUUUACCUGUGAAAGUGGGCUCCGUGUCCUUGUGCACAGCUGGUCUCUGAUGCACCACCAGGGAUUAUCCUUACCAUUAUCAAACUGGACUGAUGGCUUAUACUUAACACCUUUUGUUGUAAACAAAAAUGGGUAAAUGGACUCAAUUUGGAAUUGUGUCUUAAGCACUGACAAUGUGAAUGUGUUCAGACAUGGAUGUUAGUGUGUUUGUGGCAAACAUUACAAAAAAGUGUCAGUUUCAUGUUGAGGGUGCACACCAUAAGAAAAGCAAUGUUUCCAGCCAACCAACCAACCAUCCCCACCUGUGCCCUAUUCUUUCCUUGUGUUUCUUUAGAGCCUUUUCAGCUAUAUCCUGUGAAGCAAACUGCACGAAGGCCUCCCCCGUACUCCUCCCCUGGAUGUCCACCGGCAAUGUUAUCCCAUUUGGCACGAUUUCCAACCCUUCAACCCAAGGACAGAUAACCCCAGCGGGGAACACAUUAAAUCACAUGCCCAAUCACAAAGACAAAUGUCUCUAAGAGAUAAAAAAAAAUUAUGGAACACUCUAAAUAUACACAUCAUUAUCAUCAAUACCAGCUCAAUUAGUAACCUGCAGCUGGCACUAUUAAACAAUACAUUGGAUUUUGGGGGUUAAAAAGAAAUGAGGACAGGAAUGGAAAGAGGUAUGACAAAAGGCACUAUGGAGGACAUUAGGCUGGUAUCAGUGGGUUGAUGAAGACAAAUUCAAAUUACUCUUGGUCCAUUCUGUGCUACAUUUCAUGUUAGGCUUUUAGAGGAUGCAAAAGGAAGGAAACAGGGUCAAUGUGGCAAAAGAGCAUUUAGUCGAUGGCACAGAUUCUAACAUUAUUCACUUACAAUAACGCAAACAAUGUAGAAAUGGAGAAAAGCUGUUGAGCCAUAGUCCACAGCUCAGUUACAGAAAGAUUGGUGAUGGAUAGAGGACAUGGAUGUAAACAAUGGGAGGUUGUUUAACCUCUGUGUAAAAAUGUGCCGGUAUGACACACUAAGGCUACCAAUUCUGACCAUCAGUUUUAUUAUAUUAGUGGAAAUAUCUAAUAUAAGACAUAAAAGGGUCUCAAAAAGUAGGCAUGUCUGGUCUGGAUUAUUAAUUGGAAGCAUGAAUCUCAAAAUGUAGGUUUUGUUAUUUUGGAUACACAUUUUCAUUGGACAGCAAUGCAGGCUUUGCACAUUAACAAAAGUAAAUAUAUGACCUCUGAGGGACUUGUUCUUUGUACACUAGCUGUAGUUUUGCUGGUUGACUAAAACUUGUUCUUUGCUCAAAAUAAUAAUUUAGUUUUAUGGGAAUAAAAAAUGUAAGAGCUCUGACAGUAAUAAAAAUGUAAGGGGUUUACAUGCUGUGUACAAAGUGCAUUCAGACACGUCUCUUGCUUCCAGCACUUGACCAAAAUAAAAUUGUCCUAGAGUAUUUCAAUUAAGUAAUAAAGGAGCUGAAGUUACUGGAAUACUAUGGAUUGGUCAGAGUGAAAGAGAAGAGUGUAGCAAGAAAAUUAAUAUUGGUGGAAAGGGGAACAUAACUAUUAAAGCCACAUGAGGAAAACAUAAUACCUGAGAAAAACUGGACAAUCUCCUCCUUGCUACAGCCAAAGGGGAGGCCUCGCAGCCGCACAAGCCCAUCUCCCGCUGUCUCUGGACAGUUUGGACCAGUGUGCUUCAUGACCCAAUCCAUCUCCACAUUGUUGGAUUUAAACACUGAAUCACACAAGACAAACAACAUAGUAACACAAAAUAGUACUUGCAUUCAUCCAAGAAUGACACACACUUUUGAUAUUUUGAAAAAUGCACACCAGUGGGGGGAGAAAAUGAGUUUACAGUUGCUGCCAAUCACGCACUUUUUGGCCGAGUAUAGAUAUAAAAGUAAAACCACAGCGGAUAUAACAACUGUAUUUGUCAGUAUUUUUAUAUUGUAGAUGUAUCAUGUGUACAUUAUCGGCAUGUUGACAUUUUUGUAAUUUUGCCGCGAUCAAAACAGCCCACUGCCAUUGUGGCGACCCACUUGCCUUCCUGUCCUUUUUGGACGGAUUGACUGUAAACCAGUUUAGUUGUACUUUUUUGGGCACAAUGACAAAGCAUCAAUGCAAAGGAUGCAUUGAUGGGGUGGAAAACAAAAUGCACACGGAGAUGGCCAAUAUUUGUUGUGUGCAAUUAGUUGGCUGUGUUUGUCACUUCCGAACAGGCUCCAAGAAGGUUCGGUUCACGCUGUGCAUUGCCUAAGCACCUGAGCGUAUUUGUUCAAUGGUAAAUUUCAAUCACAGGAGUGAAUCCUCUUGUCUCAGUGGGUGGAGGACGGGCUGCUUGCUUACACACACAGGUCUUGCCAACAAAGCCUAGCAAGUUGCAAGUGAGAACCAAAAUUAGGAGAAUAAAUGUCAAAAAGGCAAAUAUUCUGGUGUAUUCUGGCUUCAAACCGAAUGGGAUGCAGAUGAACUGGACAACACGGACGAACAAACAAGCAAGUAUGCCAAAAUCUCUGGAAUAUGGCAACAAAAAAAGAAAAGAAACCACUUGCUGCAGUUUUUACAACUGGGGGAAAAAACAAAACUUCAAGAUUUUUUAAUACUUAUUGAAGUGCAAUUUUUGGUAAAAAAAGAUUGACAGUCAUUUUUAUAUUAUUGUUUACUUAUUUAGAAUAAUUAAAAGUGCUUGACCUCCCAAUUACGGUGGUAAAUACUAGGGGUGGAACAAUUUCCUUGAACAAUGACUCGAGUCAGAAUUUAUGUUUGCUGAUGUGAUUCAGGGACAACAUUUUUUCAAGAAAGAUACGAUCCGAAAAGAUUCAGUGAGUUGAAAUCUAUUUAGUAAUUUUUAGCCAAAAAAAUAUCAACCAACCAGUGUGACUGUUAAAUGGAUACUGGACGUUGCAGGUGAAGUUCCCUAUAUUCCUGUUAUUUCUUGUAAGGGAAUUAAGUACAAAUGAAUUAUCAAUACAAACAACAAUUAAUGGCCAAUGCUAAAUCUAAUUUGAAUAAUGUGCAACCAACACAUAGUUUUAUUUAACAAGAGGAAACCUUUUCUUCUAUGUUCAAUAUUCAAGCAGAUUUCAAAUAAAAUACAGUAACCAGCAUUUUAACAGAUGUACCUGCUAAAUUAAGUACCCCAACCCUGUCAUACAGUAUCUGAUCUCUGCCUUUGUGCCGAUGAAGGACAGCGUACCAAGUGUGCAGAAGCAUGCAUGCUCCUUCAUCCUUGUUGAUGGCGUUGACCCCUUCCUUCUUAAUUUCCAUUGUCUCCUGAAUCCACCAAUUCUAUUUAUUUUUUUCUGAUUAAAUUAUUUUUCAUUGGCUACCAGUUGUGAUGUUGUGGCGCCAUGUUGUGUUCCGCCGGACGUCGGUGCGUCACCAUAACUAGCUUUGCUGUGCCUUCCGUUGUGUCGGUCGCGUCCUUUGUUGCUUAAAGUUGAGUUGUGGCGCUAUAUUAUUGUCUUGACGUUUGUCUUAGUUGUGACAUUUGCAAUAGUGUUGUAACCGGAAGUUUGUGUUGUAAUCAAAGGAUAUUGUUUUGUGGCGUGUGCUUAUUUUAUAACUUUUCUUGACCACCUUUACUAUUCGCCAUUUUUAUUUUGAUGACACCACAGACAGGCAAGCAGACUUAACGUUUUAUGUCUUUAUUAAAAGUACUAAACUUUAUAUGAAGCUCACAUUUUUAAAUCCAAUAGUUUCCUUUUACUAGUAUCUAUAAAAUCUAUUUUAAACUAUGCUGGAUCGAUACCAAUCGAUAUAGUAGAUCGAUACCUAUCUUCCGGAAAGCACAGAUCGAUGUGGUUAAAUCUAAGGAAUAUGAAUCGAUAUAGCAAUUAAUUGUUACACCCCCAGUAAACACUACUAGGAAUAAGUUUGUUUGAAAUAGUUACUUUCAUUAUGAUCAUAUAUUAUUAUAUUAUUGUUUAAUUUGGGGAAAGGGCAGCACGGUGGCUCAGGGGUUAGUGCAUGUGCCUCACAAUACGAAGGUCCUGAGAUCUUUCUGUGUGGGGUUUGCAUGUUCUCCCCGUGACUGUGCGGGUUCCCUCCGGGUACUCCGGCUUCCUCCCACUGCCAAAAACAUGCACCUGGGUAUAGGUUGAUUGGCAACACUAAGUGUGAACGUUUUCUAUCUGUGUUGGUCCUCCGAUGAGGUGGCGACUUGUCCAGAGUGUACGCCACCUUCUGCCUGAAUGCAGCUGAGAUAGGCCCCAGCACCCCCCACGACCCCAAAGGGGACAAGCACUAGAAAACGGAUGAAUGUUUAAUUUGGUCUCAAAAUAAAGCUGACUAUAUCAUUUUUCUGCAAUAAACGAUAUAUCGUCCAAGAAAUUUGUUAUUGGCCCAGGUGUAUUUCAGACAGGUCCAUUUGAUACAUUCAUUGGCAAAUAUUGAAGAUGAAAGAAAAAAACCAACAGUGGACAAGGUCAACAAUUUCAGAAAUGUGUUGUUUUUUAAUAUUUGUGUGGAUAUUACUCACCCUCCACAUAUCUGUGCCCCAUAGUUUCCCUGUCCUUCUUCAAGGCUAUCUUAAGGUCUUCUUCUGUUUCCAUCUCAACAAAGGCCUCGCCGCUGGGACGACCCUCUCUCGUGGAGGUGAAGUGGACACCGCCGCCGUUGCCGAGCAUUUUGCAAUCUG
This is a messenger RNA of Nerophis ophidion (straightnose pipefish), 10198 nucleotides long. It is a transcript of the gene rufy1, whose product is annotated as RUN and FYVE domain containing 1. NCBI's taxonomy places the organism in Eukaryota, Metazoa, Chordata, Actinopteri, Syngnathiformes, Syngnathidae. The transcript has 17 exons. The record is from RefSeq and is a predicted model, not a curated record. Gene Ontology annotation, molecular function: metal ion binding. Bases 42 to 2186 code for a protein of 714 amino acids. Gene Ontology annotation, cellular component: cytoplasm. Gene Ontology annotation, biological process: regulation of endocytosis; protein transport.